Seminavis robusta is the source of this 651-nucleotide messenger RNA. The record is from the annotation of a GenBank genome assembly. Lineage: Eukaryota; Bacillariophyta; Bacillariophyceae; Naviculales; Naviculaceae.
AUGUGGGACGACAACUCAUACAAAUCAUGGGGCAGUUUCUUCGACGACGAUGGAUACUACUAUAAUCAUCUGGAGCAAUUUGGACUUGACGGUGAUGAUGUCUAUGGUGGUGUUUAUGGAAACGUUACUGGUGCAGAGGAAGGUGACGAUGGAAACAGCAGAGCGGGGAGUAGCACUGCAUCUACUAGAUACAUUUACGGCAAGGAACGUCCAUGUGACCGGUGUGGCUGUGCUAAUCAUAUUGAUGAGUAUGGUGAUCAAAUCUGUUCCUGUGACACCUGUAAGCACCUCUUUAACUGGAAACAGGCGAGGGAACAGGUUUGUUUGUACUUGAGGAGUUCUCUCUACUGUCAAGCGCUUCAAGCUCAGAGGGAGGAUGACGACAACAUUGGCUUUGAUCUUAUGAAUGUUGGCUGUGACAUAUGCAACAGCCCAAUACAAGCCGAGCAAGCUGGCUAUCUAAGGUGUGAGUGCAGAAAUUGGGGCCAAAUAUUCGACUGGAUUGAUGCCAAACAAGCUUUUCAGGCAAGGGGUAUGCCCCAGACCACUAAAGGCAUCUCUGAUGUUGUCCCCCAGGAAAUGUCAAUACCCCCAAUCUUGCCUACCGGUACUUCCUUCGCACAACCAGAAGGCAGUCAUACAUGUGGAUAG